AUGGGAGAGAGAGACGCGGUCGAUAAAACCUAUCAAGAUUUCCUCUCGAACGCAACAAAAGAAGAAAUUGAUAUACUCACAAAUGAAGUCGAGCCCCAGCAGACCGAAUUUGAUAACUUAUAUCUUCAAUAUGACCUUACCAUGUGGGAGUCUUUCAAAGCCCUUCACCAAAAGGUGAACUCAUACUCGAAGUCGCGCGAGAGCAUUAAACACUACUGGAAAAACGUCAUAGUGAACUCUGGUGUAUUAAAGAAGAUUGGGAGCACAUCUACAGAUCUAGUUGUGUUAGACUAUUUGAAGGACGUUCGACUUUCUGGGUUCAAUCAGAUAGUCACCCCUGAUUUAGUUGUUGGAGACAAGAAGAGAUUACGAGUUGGGUAUACACUGAAUUUUAUCUUUGAAGAAAACGAGUGGUUUCCUGAUAUUGAGUUAUCAAAGAAGAUAUCGUACUUAUACAAUGACACGUAUACCUGUGGUAAAUUAGUGAAUUCGGGGGUGGUCUUUUAUGAUGGCAAAGUGCCCAAAUUUGUUGAUAGUACUGAAAGUAGCUUCUUCGACUUUUUUGAGCCAGUGAAUCAAAAGGAAGAAUACUCGGUGUCUGAAGAGGGCGAUGAAAUUGAAGAAACAGUCGACGAACAAUUGAGGUCCGUGUUUUAUUUUGCUAAUGAUAUUAUACCUAACAGCUUAUACUUUUUAAGAAACCAAAUGGAUAAAUAUGACGACUCGGAAAUGACAGACUCGGACGAGGAUACUGAUGACUCAGACCAAGAUGAUUCUGAAGACUAUGAGGAACUGAUCGACGAAGAUAACUGA
Molecule: messenger RNA, 813 nt
Organism: Entamoeba invadens IP1
Lineage: Eukaryota; Evosea; Mastigamoebida; Endamoebidae
Exons: 3
Coding region: 1-813 (270 amino acids)
Biological process (GO): nucleosome assembly
Cellular component (GO): nucleus
Source: RefSeq, a predicted model, not a curated record